Guyanagaster necrorhizus is the source of this 1455-nucleotide messenger RNA. RefSeq lists its product as uncharacterized. NCBI's taxonomy places the organism in Eukaryota, Fungi, Basidiomycota, Agaricomycetes, Agaricales, Physalacriaceae. The coding region runs from base 374 to 1267 and encodes 297 amino acids. The transcript is spliced from 3 exons. The record is from RefSeq and is a predicted model, not a curated record.
AGCGAGGCCUCGAGGCAUCAGGAUCUCGGACGGAGUGUUGAUUUUUACCACUCCGACUUAUCCUUCUUCUGUGCCACAACUACAGCCUCUAUUGUAAACGGAAAUACCAUGGCACCAGGGAGGAUAAUAAGUCACAUUGUGCCCUAAUUCGGCCAUAACGACAUCUCGACGCGUCCGCAUUCGUUUGAUGAAAUCCUAAAUCGGUCAAGGUUUCAGUGGCUCCUCUUCGAGUGGCUCAGCACCUUCAAGGAAUAUAAAUACACCUCUCCUUCCCCCGUUCAACUCACUCCAUCAUCGUGCCUUGAUCUGGUGAUAGGUUUACCUCCGCUCUCUUCCGUCUCAAUGACCAUCUCACCCCUUCUCUAGAUUGACAAUGCCGCCCCGACGCAGGGCUCCUACCGCCCAAACACCCACCUUGGAAGACUUUCUCAAAUACGGUCGGAACCAGACCUACACAACCCAAGCCUUGGCCUCUCACAUACAAGCUGCUUCUGGUCUGCUCCCCCUACUCGGCGCUCCAGCAGACGCCGGUCCCGCACCGAUAGACCAAUAUGGUCCCUCCCUCUACAUCAACAGCAAAACAGACCAAAUCGGACGCGACGAGUACAUCCCCUUUCUCUUCGCCCAACUCAAGGACCCCCGCAUCCCCGUCAACAGCAUGAACAUCUGGCACCAAAACUUUCUCGAGGCCAGGAACCCCCCCGUCCUCAUGACCGCGCUCUCCUCGUUCCCCAACGUCUGCAUCCUGAAUAUACACACCAUCAAAUGCAACGAAUCGCAGUUCAUAUCCCUCGUCAGGUCCUACUCCAACCUCCAGAUCCUAGAGACGCAGGACAUCGACAUCCGGGAAUACGAGUCGUCCAACAGCGCGCAUGCGGAUCCCGUGGAGGCCGCCUCUGUCGCCCCCAGGGAGAUUCGCGACGGGCAACAAGGGCCAGAGAUCCAGGAAAUCUCCCUAUACAUCGAUACCACCACCGGCUGGAUCUUCCUCGACCUCUUCGCGAGCCGCCGCUCGCCCGUCGCGUUGCGCAACCUCUCCAAGCUGACCCUCCGACACCGUUCCCCUGUCAUAUGCAACGACAACAACUUCGUUCGCCGCCUUUCCCGUAUCAUCAGGCUCUGUCCCAUCCUUUGGGAGAUCGACAUCGACAGUUUCAAUAUAGGCAAGUUCCAUUCACCCCCCUCGAGCCCCUCGACCUCGGCGACGCCGUCCACCACGUCCAUUUCUGCGUCUUCAUCACCGGCGCGAACUACGAGACGAACAUGACCCUCAACUGGUGGGCCUCCACUCUCGACCAGCUCAAGCGCCCGCGCCACCUUUCCAGGGUGACCAUCGAAAUGGAGGUCGACAUCGAAAACAUCCCCCGUGCGAGUUGGAACAAGUUUCCAACAACAGUUCCUGGUUGGGCGGUGCUUGACGAUGCCCUCACUCGACCUCAGCUCAAGGUAGAGGAA